Molecule: messenger RNA, 948 nt
Organism: Pleurotus ostreatus (oyster mushroom)
Lineage: Eukaryota; Fungi; Basidiomycota; Agaricomycetes; Agaricales; Pleurotaceae
Exons: 8
Coding region: 1-948 (315 amino acids)
Biological process (GO): phospholipid metabolic process
Molecular function (GO): phosphatidate phosphatase activity
Source: RefSeq, a predicted model, not a curated record
AUGAAGCUUUCGCGCACGAUUCGACAUCUUCUCAGUUAUGGCCUGGAUUGGGUCUUCGGAAUCGUGCUCGCGAUAUUCUUCAACUUUUACCUCGACAAGUUUCAACACUUCAAUCGUUUCGAUAUCAAUGACACCGACAUCCAGUACCCCUUCGAAGGGAGUGAAGUUGUUCCAACCAUUCUCCUUGGUGUAGUCAUUCUGUCGGGCUACGUGAUCAUAGGCAUAGGCAACCUCGUCUUCCUGAGGUCAUGGUGGGAUCUGCAUCACAGCAUGCUUGGAGUUUCUGUUGCCCUGUUCUUCACUGGUUCCAUUACGCAGGCAGUUCGUAUCACAGUUGGCAGACCAAGGCCAGACUUUAUAUCAAGAUGCCUGCCCCGAGAGGGAACGGAGAACGCGAAGCCCUUUGGGUUGGUCGACAUAAGUGUCUGUACGGCGGACACUACCUCGCUCUUCUUCAAGGAGGGUGCACGAAGCUUCUUCAGCGGUCAUGCUAGUCUUACAGCUGCGUCGCUGGGCUUUGCAUCUCUGUACCUCGCUGGAAAGCUGCACGUCUUUAACAAGAAGGGGUACACAACCAAAGUCUGGCUCGUUUUCACUCCUCUGUUCGGUUCAAUAUUCGUCUCAAUUACUCGUCUGAUGGACCAUCGUCACCACUGGGAAGACGUUACGGUUGGAAUGCUGGUCGGCCUACUAUUUGCCUAUAUCUUCUACAGACAAUUCUAUCCAUCACUCGAGGAUCCAGAAUCCCAUAUACCUUUCCCUCCAAGAAUACCCUUUGAACCCACGACCCGCGAGCCUCCAAGACGACAGGACAAUCGUGUCUGGAAGCGAGUGCCAGACGACGAGGGAGAACAGAUAAUGCUGGUAGAACCUUGGAGGCCCACAUCCGACCUUGAAGCAGGUCGACAAUCUCCCCACGACACAGCUUACAUAGGUCGCCCAAGUUGA